This is a messenger RNA of Aegilops tauschii subsp. strangulata, 1814 nucleotides long. RefSeq names its product serine/threonine-protein kinase RIPK. Gene Ontology annotation, biological process: protein phosphorylation. NCBI's taxonomy places the organism in Eukaryota, Viridiplantae, Streptophyta, Magnoliopsida, Poales, Poaceae. Gene Ontology annotation, molecular function: protein kinase activity; ATP binding. The record is from RefSeq and is a predicted model, not a curated record.
GCGACGCGCACACGGGGAAGGCACGCACGCACGCGCGUACGGAAUCGCCCGCGCGCGCCGAUGGCGAGGUCGGCGUGGAGGUCCCUCUUCGGGUGCUUCAGCUCGCACGCCGAGGCCGCGGCCGCCGCAGCCGCCGCCGGCAAGGGCGAGAGGAAGCCCCCCGGCGGCAAGAAGAAGAAGAAGAGCAAGAGGAAGGUGGCGGCGGCGGGGAAGGCGCCGAGGCCGAGCCGGUCGCUGCACGGCCGGAUGUCCUUCUCGGACCUCAGCAUGAGCGGCGGCAUGGUGUCGCCGGAGGACCUGUCGCUGUCGCUGGCGGGGUCCGACCUGCACGUCUUCACCAUCGCCGAGCUGCGCGCCGUCACCAGGGACUUCUCCAUGACCAACUUCAUCGGCGAGGGCGGCUUCGGCCCCGUCUACAAGGGCUACGUCGACGAGAAGGUCAAGCCCGGGCUCCGCGCGCAGCCCGUCGCCGUCAAGCUGCUCGACCUCGAGGGGAACCAGGGCCACAACGAGUGGCUGACUGAAGUCAUAUUCCUGGGGCAGUUGAGGCAUCCUCACCUGGUCAAACUGAUCGGUUACUGCUACGAGGAUGAGCACAGGCUCCUCGUGUACGAGUUCAUGACCAGGGGCAGCCUGGAGAAGCUUCUCUUCAGAAAAUACGCGGCGUCGUUGCAAUGGUCAACACGGCUGAAGAUCGCCCUGGGUGCCGCCAAAGGGUUGGCGUUCCUCCAUGAGGCCCAGAACCCGGUCAUCUACCGGGACUUCAAGACCUCCAACAUCUUGCUGGACUCGGAUUACAAAGCGAAGCUAUCGGAUUUCGGGCUAGCCAAAGAUGGGCCCGAAGAGGACGAGACGCACGUCUCCACCCGGGUCAUGGGCACGCAGGGCUACGCCGCACCCGAGUACAUCAUGACAGGGCAUCUGACGGCAAAGAGCGACGUGUACGGCUUCGGCGUGGUGCUGCUGGAGCUGCUGACGGGGCGCAAGUCGGUGGACAAGAGCCGGCCGCCGCGGGAGCAGAACCUGGUGGACUGGGCCCGGCCCUACCUCAACGACUCCCGGCGCCUGGACCGCGUCAUGGACCCCAACCUCGCCGGGCAGUACGCCGGCGGGGCCGCGCAGAGGGCCGCCGCGCUGGCCUACAAGUGCGUCAGCCUCAACCCCAAGUCCCGCCCGCACAUGUCCGCCGUCGUCAGUGCGCUCGAGCCGCUCCUCGCGCUCGAAGAGGAUAGCCUCGCCGGCCCGUUCGUGUAUGUUGCGCCGCCUGACAAUGGCAGCAGCGGCGGCGGCGGGAGCAGGGAGGGGCGCCACAGGAGGCGAGCGGGCCGGAGGAAGUCCGGAGACGUGGCCGAGUCGGUGGCCGUUGUUGUUGAGCGUGAAUGAUGGUCUCAGCUUGACGGAGCGUGUUUUCUGAACUUGGACGCGUCGAACAGCGGAGAGGAGCGCGAGCGCAUUCAGAUUCGAAUAUUUGUGGAACAACAAGGGUUGCCUAUGAUACGAGAAGAGGGGAGGCUUGACGGAUUGGAGUCCAUAAAUAGAGCAAUUUCAUGAAAGAAAAAUGGACAAUCUCUCUCGUACUACUCCUCCUACUUUGCAUUGGCAUGCACUUCAGUUUCUUAGUGUUUUAAUUCAGUUCAUUUAGAGUUUGUACAUACAUGUUUCCCCAGGACUAAGUAGUAGGGCAAAAAAAGUACACGGAUUUGCACCGAGUAUAAAUUAGGCAAGGUCUGUAUAGGUCUAAGUGGACUGAGACUUCGCGAAGUCUAAGUUGCUGACGUCAUCAAAUUUCCUUUUCCUUUUGAGGGUGUCAUCCA